UCUGAAUAAAUUUUCACGUGUUACCAAAUUUUGUCAACAAAACAUAAUUAAAUUUAAAAAGGUGGCAUCGUAGCUUGACAAAAAUGCAGCAUGAUGAUGUCAUCUGGAGUAUUAUCAAUGGAUCUUUUUGCUCUUUUAAAACAAGAGCAAAGACACAAAAGUUUUGCCGUAAUGAAUAUAGUUUGACGGGUCUAUGUAACAGAGCUUCAUGUCCCCUAGCCAACAGUCAAUACGCAACUGUAAGAGAAGAAAAUGGUGUGUGUUUCUUGUACAUGAAAGUUGUUGAAAGAGCUGCGUUUCCACGGCGACUGUGGGAGAAGGUGAAAUUAUCAAACAGUUACGAGAAAGCACUCAAACAGAUUGAUGAACAACAUUACUGGCCAAAGUUUGUAAAGCACAAGUGUAAGCAAAGAUUUACAAAGAUCACUCAGUACCUCAUACGUAUAAGGAGACUUACUCUAAAGAGACAAAAGAAAUUAGUUCCGUUGAGUAAAAAGGUCGAGAGACGGGAAAGACGACGUGAAGAAAAAGCUCUUGUUGCUGCCCAGCUUGAUACAGCUAUAGAGAAAGAAUUACUGGAACGAUUAAAACAAGGAACUUACAAGGAUAUAUACAACUUCCCGCAAAAAGCGUUUGACAAGGUGGUCGAGGGAGAGGAAGUUGAAAGCGAGAGCGAGUCAGAGAAAGAAGAUGGAGAGAUGGACGAAGAUUCUGAAGAUGAAGAUGAGGUGGAAAUGGAAGAAGAAUCGGAUUCAGGUGAGGUGGAGUAUUAUUGCGGAGGAAGAGUUUGAGGAGAGUGACAUGGAGGAUAUGGAGGAUAUGGACAGAUUACAAUCACAGUC
This is a messenger RNA of Ruditapes philippinarum (Manila clam), 842 nucleotides long. RefSeq names its product protein MAK16 homolog. Gene Ontology annotation, cellular component: nucleolus; preribosome, large subunit precursor. The record is from RefSeq and is a predicted model, not a curated record. Gene Ontology annotation, biological process: maturation of 5.8S rRNA; maturation of LSU-rRNA. Lineage: Eukaryota; Metazoa; Mollusca; Bivalvia; Venerida; Veneridae.